Ichthyophthirius multifiliis is the source of this 1388-nucleotide messenger RNA. RefSeq lists its product as hypothetical. NCBI's taxonomy places the organism in Eukaryota, Ciliophora, Oligohymenophorea, Hymenostomatida. Gene Ontology annotation, molecular function: adenylate cyclase activity. The annotation marks the transcript as partial. The record is from RefSeq and is a predicted model, not a curated record. Gene Ontology annotation, biological process: adenylate cyclase-activating G protein-coupled receptor signaling pathway; cyclic nucleotide biosynthetic process; intracellular signal transduction. The transcript is spliced from 6 exons.
ACAUCUUUGAAAAUUGGAUAAUGCUUUUAUUUUUAAUAAUAUUAACAGCAAAUACAAUUAUAAUGAGAUAUUCAUUAGAAAAGCAAACGAAAUUUUAAUAUUUUUAUAAGAAAAAACUAAGAGAAUAUAAAAAUUAAAGUUCUAAUAUUUUAGCUUUGCUUUUACCUGAAUUUGUAUAAGAAGAAGUAAAUUAAUGUGAAGGAUAAUAUUUAAUAGAAAAAUCAUCAGAAAGUGUAUAUAUAUUAUUUUGUGAUAUAUUUUAAUUCGAUUAAAUACUUUAAUAUGAAAAAGAAAGUAUUAUUUUACUAUUAGAUAAAUUAUUUAGAAAUUUUGAUUCUUUAUGUAAACAAUAUAAUAUUCAAAAAAUAGAAACAGUAGGUAAAACCUACAUGGCUUGUGGAGGUUUGAAAGAUAUCGAAAAAAACCCUUAAAGUCUUCCUUAAAGAAUUAUCUAAUUAGCAAUAGAUAUGCUUUUAGUUGCAAGUUAAAUAUCUUGGUCUUAAGAUUCCGGCAUAAUGAUAAAAAUAGGUAUUAAUGUAGGACCUGUAAUUGCAGGAGUUAUAGGUUUACACAAACCAUAAUUUUCUUUAAUUGGUGAUACAGUAAAUACAGCAUCUAGGAUAUGUGCCCAUUGUUAAGAAGGUAAAAUAAGUAUUUCUGAAUAAGUUUAUGAAAAUGUAAAAAGUAUAUGCCUUCCAGAAUGGAGAUUUGAAUCUGUCUAAUUUGAAGCAAAAGGAAAAGGUAUUUUAUAAUGUUUUUAUAUUUUGUAUAAAUUCUUUUUACCAACUACUAAAAGAUCUGAUCUUACAGAUAAUUAUAAAAAUUUACCUAUUUUAAUUGCUGAUAUAGCAGGCUUUACUAGCUAUUCGAAUUCAGUGUCUCCUAGUUAAGUAGUAAAGAUGGUUUCUAAACUUUUCAUUAAGUUUGAUUAAUUGUGUAAAAUUCAUAAUGUGUUUAAAUUAUAUACUAUUGGAGAUUGCUAUAUGGUAUUAGGAUUUAAUGACAAAGGUAAAAGGGAUGAAGUAAUUGAAGCAUAUAAUACUGUGGAAAUGGCAUUUACUAUGAUAAAAAUAAUUCAAGAAGUAAAAAAAGAAAUUGAUUUUGAACAACUAAAUAUGAGAAUAGGAUUACAUAUAGGUGAUAUUAUUGGUGGCGUUAUUGGUACUGAUAUAGUUAGGUAUGAUAUAUAUGGAAAAGAUGUGGUAAUUGCAAAUAAAAUGGAAAGUAAUUCAGAACCAGGAAAGAUUAGAGUAAGUGAAAACUUUAAAAAUAUUUUGGAAAGUAAUUUUAAGCAUAUUUAUUGUUUUGAUGAUGAAAAAUUAGUAAAUUGUGUAUCUAUUGAUAGUUUUGUAUAAUCUUGGAUUGUAAGUAAAAAAGAUGAUUUUUGA